Lingula anatina is the source of this 3447-nucleotide messenger RNA. RefSeq names its product integrator complex subunit 5. Gene Ontology annotation, biological process: snRNA 3'-end processing. Gene Ontology annotation, cellular component: integrator complex. The record is from RefSeq and is a predicted model, not a curated record. Lineage: Eukaryota; Metazoa; Brachiopoda; Lingulata; Lingulida; Lingulidae.
AAUGGCCGCGGCAAGCGACGGUCACGCUUUCCCAUUCACUUCCCAGGACAUCAAAACAGAGGUGAAGAACUUCAUUCAGGGGUCUUCUACCUUCCGUAACAAGGUGAGCAGUGAAGAGCUGGCCAAGUCUGCUCUGUUCCUCCUGAAAACACUUCCCUCUGCCAGACACGCCGUCCUGGAGCACCUGUGUACUGUGUUUGAUGAUGCUGUCAACACACACAUACUGCACCUAGAGAUAGGGUCCAAUGUAUCAGAUACCAGCAUGCCUAACCUAGAUGCUGUCAUACAGGAUGCCUGCAGUGUGCUGGUCACAUUUAUCAGAACUAACCCAGAGGCCUGGGCACCCAUCAUAUCACAGUGGUCCAUCAACCUAUUGGGUCAGAUAAGCAGCAAGUACUCUGAGAGGAGGGCUGUGCCCCACUCUGCCAGUCUCAAUGAAUUAUUACAGCUGUGGAUGACAUGCCUGGCUACCAAGACCCUUAUGGAACUGGCAUCUGAAUGUUUUGCUGCUAUGAUCAGUGGAUCAGCAGAUGUUUGUGUCAGUGCAUUACUAGAGGCUUCUGUCAAGUAUUCUCCACACUUUGACUGGGUUGUGGCUCAUCUUGGCUCCUGCUUCCCACAGACCAUCAUCACCAGGGUGCUCAUGUGUGGCCUGAAGGACUUCUGUUACCAUGGCAGCAGCCAAUCAGACAUGCCAUCUUCCGAGAAAGUUCCCAAGAUGGCGUCAGUGGUGGGAAUUCUGGGACACCUGGCUGGGCAGCAUGGCCAGAAUAUCAGGAAGGCUUUGCUGGGACUGUUUGAGGAAAGCCUGAGGCCUGAUGCAGAUGCCAUGCAGCUGUCCACUGUCCCAUUCCUGCUUCAGCUGGCUUCUAUGUCCAACAUGCUGUUACAGGUGCUGACCACUGAUAUUGUCCAUACUUUAUCCACCAGUGCAAUGAACAAGUUGUCGAAACAGUUCACUGAGCAGAAAUCUCCCAGCAUGCAGGACACUGCAGGAUUGCUAAGUCUGGUGGUGCAUCUGAUCACAAGGAGCAGUGAGGGAGCAUACAAGUUGUUACAGUUCUUACUGGACUCUGCAGUGUGGAGUCCAGAGCAAGACUCUAUGGACUGUGAAGACCCUCUCUCUGCCAAAGUACGACACACCUGCUCUGUGGUGAUGGACCAGUUGGUAAUUGACCUACAGCAGAUUAUCCACAGGAAAGGCAGCAACCCUUCCACUGAGAUUCCAUUCCUAGCAGCUCUCCAAGGCCACGCAGUACACCUGGCAGAUAAACUUAUGGCUGACACCAAUAGUAAAAGGUGUUCUUGGCUGUCCAAGCUGCUGUGUCAGGUGGGGUUGUACUGUGGCAUCACCAGUGCCUCCGACAUACUCUGCCAUAUUGUAGUCAAUGCCACAGACAUGGAAAAGUUGAACAUAUUUAUUGAAAUGAAAUGUGAAAUGGAGACGCGUUUGCCUGAUGUCACACCUAACACAAUCCAGAAGGCAGUGGAGCGCCUCCAGCCUCAUUAUGAGGUGGAUGUAGCCAAGAUGAUCCACAACCUGCUCUGCAUCGUCAAGUGGGAGAGACAGACAGGAUUAGAGUUGGACUCAAACAAUUCCGUGUUUAGCUGCAUGAAAAACCAUGUGGUUGACUUGGCAACUCAGUUGCUAAGGCACGAUGUGAGCAUCUCCAUGGCAACCAUUGAGCUGUUAGCAACCCUGAGGUUAACCAAAGCACUUAGCAGUAGUGUCAGUCUAAAGUUGGCUGGACUGGUGGUCCAUUUUUUCUUCAAUGCCCUCUUUGAAAAAGAUGCGAGUAAGAAGGGCCAUUGCCUAGGUUACUGUAGGAAGUUCAUCAAGUGUUUAUGCCAGCACCCAGAGGUGAGACAGAUGAUGGUGAGAUUUCUGCUGGAGGCUGCAGUGUCACAGGAGUAUUCUGCUGCUCUUGGUGGGAAGUUUGACCCCUUGACCUCUGCCGAGUCUGUCAAAGUAACUCGUCCUAAGCCAAUGAUAUUGGAAGCCAAUAGAAAACACUCUGUGUACAUGGCACUGCCUCAGUCACAUGCCUCUGUAUUCCAUGCUGGAGUCAUCGGGAAAGGAUUGAAGAAACAAAUAGAAACACCUUUACUUACCAAGGCUCAGGUGUUUGCCAAUAGGCAGUUCUUUUCUGAGGUCAUCUGUGACUGUUGUUUCAACCAAGGACCAACUCCCCAGUGUCUGUACCCCCAGUCAGACAGCAGCUCUAGUAGAGACACCUAUCUCACUCUGGUCCAGGGGAAACCUGUCAGUGAGCAGACAGAGCAGGCACUGAAGACACUAGCGCUCCUGGUGGUGGAGUUGACAACUAUGGAUGUGCUGUACAAUGGUCUGCACUGGCCAGAGGAGAGAUGGAUGGAAUUCACUGUGGAGAGGAAUCUCUUUACAAGAAAAAAGAUAGAAGCUUACCCAGUUUUAUGGGACAUGUUGGACAUCAUAUCAUAUGACUAUUCUGCCCUUAGUCAGUGUUCCUGUGUACUGCGUGGUAUGGCGGCUGCCAUGAUGGCAUUCUGGGAAGGUGCGCGAGACAAGCUGGCCAGCAACACACCCAAGCAGCUGGAGCUCUCAUGUAGACUCAUAGAAGUCAUGGGGAAGGGUGGCCUCCUUCCUCCACCACUGUCCUAUAUAGGGGAAAUCUUCCCCCUGUUAACUCCAUAUGAAGUGAACUUACUGCUGUUAAGUGUGUGGAGGUAUAUGAAGGAGAAUCCCCCUAUACCUAUGAUCAAUGAUGAGGGAGUUAUGGAUAGGCCAUGCAGCCCUGAGCACACAGAAGUGAUCCGCUCCAUUCUACACAGUAAUAUUGGAAAACUGGGACAUCUGUACGCCAGGUUCUUCACAGAACACAAAGAGAAGACUUGAAUGACACCUGCAAAAUAGACAUUUGGCUUAAGCUAUAUGGUUUCAGGCCUAUUUAUGGUGUCUGUUAAGAUUGGAAGUAGAGUUCUACCCAUCAGAACUGUGUUAGCAUUGUCGGUGCUGGCAAGAAAAUAUUUUCUAGUCAGCUGUUGGUCAGAAUGUUCUUACCUUAAUAGGUGGGUAUUUAUAAUAUCAAGUAUUCAGGGAGUGUCAGGAAUUUAGAAAGGGAUGUCAAAAGUCCCACCAGUGAGAUCUGAAAUUGUGUUAUUGGAAUGUGUGGAGGAAGACCCACAGUGCCAUUGUGCUGGAGAAGACGGGCAUAUUGCGUUAGGUGAGACCACACUUUCAAUUGUGUAGAAUAACAGUAUUGUUACACUGGAUGCCAGUGACAAAUACACGUGUUUGAAAAUGAACAAUUCAAUACCUCUGAAACUUUCAGUGGAAUGAUUUUUAUGUACUGAGCUGGCAGUUUUCAAGCAGAUAUUCAUAAUUUAAAGCCAGGACAAAAAUUAAUGAGAAAAUGGAAAUGUAUGGAUAACGUUUGCAAUUAAUAAAAAAUGCAUUUACUCUCUGAA